Aureococcus anophagefferens is the source of this 486-nucleotide messenger RNA. RefSeq lists its product as hypothetical. The transcript has a single exon. The record is from RefSeq and is a predicted model, not a curated record. The annotation marks the transcript as partial. Gene Ontology annotation, cellular component: Golgi membrane. Gene Ontology annotation, biological process: vesicle-mediated transport; protein secretion. NCBI's taxonomy places the organism in Eukaryota, Pelagophyceae, Pelagomonadales, Pelagomonadaceae.
CGGCACCCCGGCGCGGCGCUCUUCCACGUGCUCUUCAAGGCCCUGGCCGUCCUCGUCUACAUGUUCUCCGGCAUGUUCACGAGCAACUUCGUGCUCGUCUGCGUCGUCUGCAUCCUGCUGCUCGCCUUCGACUUCUGGACCGUGAAGAACGUGAGCGGGCGGCUCAUGGUCGGGCUGCGCUGGUGGAACUACGUCAAGGAGGACGGCGCCACGGAGUGGGUCUUCGAAUCGGCCGACGACGCGUCGGAGAUCAGCGACGUCGACCGCCGCGUCUUCUGGGGCGCGCUCUACGCGCCGGCCGUCGUCUGGUCCCUCUUCCUCCUCGUCGCCAUCCUCCAGCUCAAGGUCCAGUGGCUCAUCGUCAUCGCCGCCGCGCUCUGCCUGUCCGGCGCGAACAUCGUCGGCUACACCAAGUGCUCCAAGGAGGCGCGCCAGCGCAUCGAGAACUUCGCCUCCGGCGGCGUCGCCGGGUCCCUCAUCAACCAG